Molecule: messenger RNA, 5874 nt
Organism: Drosophila ficusphila
Lineage: Eukaryota; Metazoa; Arthropoda; Insecta; Diptera; Drosophilidae
Gene: Gyg
Product: glycogenin-1
Exons: 8
Coding region: 3001-5100 (699 amino acids)
Cellular component (GO): cytoplasm
Molecular function (GO): glycosyltransferase activity
Source: RefSeq, a predicted model, not a curated record
AUCAAAACGCAAAUGCAAGCAGCGAAAAAAAAAUUAAAAAAAAAAAAGAAAAAGAAAAGCAAAGCAAGAAGAGAGUGUGUGUGUGUAUGCAUGGCUAAAGGCUGGAAACUUGAAAAACUGAAAAUCGAAAGAAAAGCCUGCCCUAAGUUAAAGCUCCUUUGGCGUUUCCUGCUAAUCCAAAACCAACCAAAAUCGCCAUUCCUCCCAUUUCAUAACACUCGCUUCUGGGAGGAGUUAUGCAAAGUCAAGAAAUCAAGAAACCGAAUCAAAAUCAUAGCGAUAAUCGCACUACUAUAAUAUAUAUAUUUUUUAUAAAUCGAGCAUAGAGCGCGACGGUGUGCGGCGACGACCUUUACUGACCUUCACUAGCAUUUGCUCUGCCCACAGCCCCUCCUCACCACCCCCCGAUUCCUCCCCACCCCUGGUUUGAGUAUAGGAAAGCAUUUAAAAAAACAAAAAUGAGUAAAACCAUUGCAUUGGGAAGUGCGAGGCACAUUUGUUUGUUUAUGAAAAGUUUGUGCACAAAACGCUGAUAACGUGAAGCUCACAUAACCUUCAAGGAGAGAGGGGGAGCUUAAAGUUAUGCUGGAACAGCGAGAGAGAGCGAGAGAGAGAGGGAGCUCCGUUUUGUUGUGAUUCGAUUACGUUGAUUUUGCGCCUUGUACCUGUCGCAAUCCGCUGACCCAGUAAUCCCACGUAGCGCCAUUAGCGUCAUUAUCUGAUCCGGCUGCUUAUCAGCCCGAUUUCCGCAUCUGCAGUUCAUUGAGAUUAGCGGCCAUUAAGGGAUGCACUUCGCCUUGGCAUUUUCACACGCCGAUCAUGUUUGAAGCACCCAAUUAUAUAUAUAAUUCACACUUUAUACGUAUAUAUACCCCAUAGAUGUGUCUUUCUAUUUUUAACUAUCGCCCAUAUAUAUUUGCGCUCGGAAUUAUGGCUGGCGACAGGCGCUAACAAGUUUUGUGUGUUCGAAAAUAAAAAUUUUGUUUUUCGAAAAAGUUUUCCACGCUCGAGAACAUUCUUUUGUGUCGCAUCUCGCCCACUAAAAGUUCUGGGUGAUCUCGACUUUUCGCCUUGGAAAAUCCAUUAAAUCUGCACGGAUUUAUGCCCGCAUUAAUCAUCACCCAAAAACGGCAGCUGCCUUCAAUAUUUCAGCCCGCAGGGAUUUCCAGCAUCUCGCGUUUCGGUCAACCCCUCGGUUGUCCACAUCCACAUCCAUGGUGAUUCAGUUUCUAAAACUGCUGCGUUGCCUGUACCGAUCCAAUGCAUCCAUUGGAUCUGCCUACCAGCAGACACAAUCUCAUUUCAUUUCACUUCGCAUCGGCUGGGCUAUUUUUAGUGGCCUGCUCUUUCGGAUACAGAAUCGGCAUCUACAAGAUACACACGCCGCCUGCUGAGGUUUCCCGCAGAACUUGUUCCGCGCCUUGCACUCGCCAAUUUGUGCGUUGGUGUCGCCGACAUUCCCCGAUUUCCCUUCUGCGAUCACUGCCUUUGGCAUAUCCCAUUAUGCAUUUCCUCCAUUACAGUGCAACAUGGGUAGCGAGAAAGUCUAUAUGUAACAAUGAUUUAAAUUUUGUACUCUGUAGAGACUUUUGCAUAUUUAAAGUUUUUAUACCGUAAUAUCUUUUUUUUUAAUUUGAAAUCAACUUUUAGAAUUUAUAAAUCAUUAAGGAGAUUUAUCACAAUUUUAUAAACUAAAAUUCCUUAAUAGUCAACACAUUUUAAUUCGUUACCCCAAAAACUAUGUCAAAAGAUAUAAGCAUUUUUAAACUCUCAACUUAAUAAGUCACGAACGUACACCUUGUCACGAAAACAUAUGUUUCAUCUCAAUCUGUCAUAUUUGACGUAGAAAAUAUGGUUUUCCAUUAACCAAGUUCGACUGUACUUGACAUCUUAUGCGCCGGCUGCAAGCAUUCGCGAUGCUUUAAUGGGGACCCUGACAAACGGGUUUUCGGGAGGGGCUCUGGAUGUCUUGCUCAAGGUCUCGGCUCCCUCAUUCAUCUAAUUGGUGACCCCAUUCAUGUCGUUGUCUGGCGUUAAUCUGAUCUGGGCCCCUUCACGCUCCAAUGGGUAUUCGCUCAGUCACUUGACCCAGACCCAAAAGCCCAACCCACGAGCGCCGACCUUUUUGCCUUUUCGCUUUGACAGGGCGUUUUAUCAGCUUUAUUGUGCUCCGGAUAUACGCAAUUGAUAAACGUGGGGUUGAAAAGACAGGGCGCAAACUCUGCUCAAAGAGAGAGAAUCCCCAAGUGAAAGAGAGAGAAUCCCCAAGUGAAAGAGAGAAGGAGAGAGCUUUCCUUCACAAAGAGUAUUAUGCUGUUCUCUCUUUUUACACUGUAAAAAAUAAAUUAUAGGAAUUUCCCCACAAUUAGCUGUCACAUAAAUUGGCAAUUUACUUAUUUUAAGAAUACGCGCUAAGCAUAUGUUUAAGGAAACUGUCGCGACGCAUUCUAUUUCACAAUUUCAACAGUUGUUGAAUGUUUUAUUUUUAGACCGAGUGUUGUUUAUUUUAUUUUGUUUAAGUCGCCAAAUUUAUGACGUCUGCUGAGAAAUUCUUUUUGAUCGUUCUCCCCCAUAAGUUUUAUUGUUUUUGUGAAAAUUUUUGUCAUUUUUUUGCACACAUCCGGUAAGUCCGAAGUUAUUAAGAUCCAUUCUAGUUUUGCCGAAAGUAAAUGAUUUCAUUUUUAUUUUAGGCUCAACGAUUCAUUUCACAAGAGCACACACACAUACGCAAAUAGAAAAGAAAGCAUCUGUGUAUCUUUCACCCGCACACACACACACACAACCACGAACACCAAAUACAGACACACUCACGCACACACGCACAUUAAAGAACCCGGCGGAGGAUAAUGAUCAUCCUGAACUCAAUCCAAACCAAGAUCAGGCUAGCGAAUGCAUUUGAAUGCCGCUGAUUAGCUCGCUGUGCAGCAGUUAUCCAUCAGUAUGUGCAUCCGUAUCCGAAUCCGAAUCCGCAUCCGUAUCUGUGUCCACAUUCGUAUCUGAAUGCGAGAAGAGUUCGCUUGGGUGACGCUGACGACAAAUGACACGUACUCACUGGGUGCCUUGGUUCUGGCCCACUCCUUGAAGCGGGCCAAGACCGCCCACCAGCUGGCCGUUCUGGUCACGCCCAAUGUCUCGCAGUCGAUGCGCGACCGACUGAAGGAGGUCUACAACGUGGUGCAGGAGGUGAACGUACUCGACUCACAGGACGCCGCCAACCUGGCCCUCCUCUCCCGCCCCGAACUGGGCGUGACCUUCACAAAGCUCCACUGCUGGCGCCUCGUGCAGUUCGAGAAGUGCGUCUUCCUGGAUGCGGAUACACUGGUCUUGCAAAACUGCGACGAGCUGUUCGAGCGCGAGGAACUCUCCGCCGCUCCGGAUGUGAGCUGGCCGGACUGCUUCAACUCCGGCGUGUUCGUGUUUAAGCCCAGCGUGGACACCUUCGCCCAGAUCACAGAGUUCGCCGUGAAGAACGGCAGCUUCGAUGGCGGCGACCAGGGCCUGCUGAACCAGUUCUUCGCCGACUGGUCGACGGCGGACAUCAAGAAGCAUUUGCCAUUCGUUUACAAUGUGACGGCCUAUGCCUCCUACUGCUAUCUGCCCGCCUUCAAACAGUUCAGAGAUAAGAUAAAGAUUUUGCAUUUCGCCGGCAAGCUGAAGCCCUGGCUGAUCCAAUUCAAUUCUGAGACAAAGGUGGCCAGCGUUUCAUCCGACUAUGCCCAUGCCCAGGAUCUGAUUCAGCUGUGGUGGAACAUCUUCGUGGAAAACGUCAUCCAGUCCCUGUCCACCGAAAUGCCAGGACAAGUUGAUAGCGAUCGACCCGAGGGAGCGAUAGCCCAAGGGUUAAGUUCAGAGUGCUUUUGCCUAAAUAUAACGCACGUGCAAAGAGAUUUUGCGGCGGAUGAGCAGCAUCAGCGGCAGCAGCAUGAGUUCUACCAGCAGCAGCAGCUGCACCACCAACUGUUGCACGUGCGCCAGUUCCGCGAUCCUUGGGCAGAUUACUAUGAGAAUCUGGAGAAGGAGCAGGAGCAGGAGCAUCGGAGCCAGCACCACAAUCCCAGCCAGAAUCACAGCCAGGACAAUGGGAAUGCGGAUGCGAAUGCGAAUGCGAAUCUGAAUCCAAAUGAAUAUGCCACUGAGUGGCAUCAUGACGAUGCAUGCCACCCACGUUCGUCGUCGCCGAAUCCUUCAUCCCAAUCUUACAAUGCCAAUGCCACCACUGCCAAUGCCGAAGACUUUCCAUCCGUUGAUGUGAAUAGCUAUGAGCUAGACAUUUCACACCCACCUGAACACGCCCACUCAGGCAAUGCCACGCCCACUGCCACGCCCACGCCCACGCCCUCGCCCACGCCCACGCCUACGCCUCAUCAUUCCGUGUAUAGUCAGACAGUAGAAAAUGCCAAAAGCCACCAACAAGAACACCAAGAACAAGUUGCAGCCACAGCGCCGCCUGAGGCGGGACUCGCUGGUGCUCUUUCACAGCUCCGAAUCGGCGAGCAGCGCACUCCCGAGCAGGAGGCCUACGAGAACCAGAUGCGCCGCCAGUGCUGGGAGUCCGGACAGAUCGAUUACACCGGCGCCGAUUCCUUCGAGAACAUCUGGAAGAAGAUUUCGCAGACGCUGGACAAGAAGACCGAUAAGGAGACCGAAGAAACUGAUAAUGAUAACGAUAGUGAACCUCCUCCCACUGCUAACCCAUUAAGCACCGCUCAAUUGCUCAAUGAAACCGCUAGCAAGCUGCUGCAUCCGCAGUCCGAGGAUAAAUCCGCACCUUCGGAGGCGAUAAAUGCAAAGCCAACUGUUGCGAAUGAGAAUGGACAGUUGCAGCAAGCUGACCAGCCACGUCCUCCGCCUCGGCAAAAAACCGCAACUAACAAACGUCCGGCAAACGCUUCAGCUCCUGCUCCCUCCCAGCUAAAGCCAAAUCCACAGAUGCGACAGGAGAGGCCUCCGCAGCCCAAACCGGAACUGGAACAACCACAGCAACAACCACAACCUCAGCCACAACCAUCACAGCCGCAGCACAUCAGGUUGCCGGCAGGAAGCGGAAGUGGCGGCGUCUCGAAGAACGGCAAACAGAGGUCCGCCCGCAAGUUCAAAUAGCAAUUACUGCAGCUGCUGAUGCACUACAGCUGCCUGCCACACCUGGCAUUCGGUUGCAAGUCGCAUUACCGGCAGCUGGCAACCAAUCUGGACCAUGAACCCCCUGAACCCGUGCACGUCUAAACCCAGAAAAUCACACACUUAAUGAGAGUACAAAGCGAGUAUGCAACGAUGAGAGCUGUACAAAAUGCUUGCCAAGCGGCUCUUAGACGAACGUUUUUUAGGUUUUACAAGUUAAAUAGUGAAGAAAGGUAUCAAAAUCACAAGUAACUAAAUUCUAUAUAAAUAUUUGUAUGCGACUUUUCGCUUUAUACAACUACUCAAAAGGAAAUCAACGAAUUAAAGUAAAGAAUUUCAAUUAAUAUUCGUAAUAUGAAUUUAAAUCAUAUUUUAAGGGAAAACAUUGGUUUCCGUAAACUUAAUAAAUCGCUUUGUGUCUUCAAAUAUUGGUGUAUAAAUUAGGUAAUCGAAAUGCAAUGAACAAUAAUUAUUAAACAUUAAAUAUCAUGCUUACAUUGAAGCUAGAUUAAAAAGGGAAGUAGGAACACAAGAUCGUCUAAGAGUCACUUGAUUGAAACCAAAUGCCAGGCUGCCUUACGAAGGAAACCCAUGCAAUAUCGUAGUUCUAGCCUAGGAUAAGACGAAAGCUAAUACUAGAGUUAAGCCGCAAGUGCUUUGGAAUAACCCCAGAUGCGAACACACACACUCGAUAGCUUGGGAUAUCGCUCCAUAUAUAUACAACCUAUAUACGUAUACUAUACACACAUCCACACA